UUUUGUUUCUUUUUUUUUUGUUCCCAUUCGGAAUUUAAACUAAAAAAAAAAGGGACAAAACAAAAAGAAAGUGGAGAGACCAAAGAUCAAGUUGGAGGGACAACGACGCCGACACAGAGUCACACGAUGAACUCCAUAUUUUCAAGAUCUCGAGCUCUUAUGAGAUCUCGAUUCUCCGACAUCAAAAUUCACCGGACGGUGACCGGUAAAUGCCACGUGGCAACAUAUACUCUCAUCCUCUUCCUCUUCGUCACCGCCCUUGCCGUCUCCUCCUCUCUGUGGCUUAACUCGAAUCUUUCGAACCGCACCAUGACAAUAGCAACCGAGACCAACCGAAACCCACCCCAAGAAACCGAAACCCUAAUAAAUUGCACAAGUUUUUUGCACCUAAACCGGACACAAACCGGUGGAUUCUGCCCUAAACCGGCACGAACCGGGAAUUCCCAAACGGAAUCUCACCGGACAUGUCCGGAUUACUUCAAGUGGAUCCACGAAGACCUGAAGCCGUGGCGAGAGACGGGUAUAACGAGAGAAACGGUGGAGAGGGCAAAAACGACAGCACAUUUCAGGCUGGUGAUCGUAAACGGCAGGGUGUUUGUGGAGAAGUACAAGAAAUCGAUCCAAACGAGAGACGUGUUCACGAUAUGGGGAAUUCUUCAGCUUCUAAGGAAGUACCCAGGUAAGUUACCUGACAUGGAACUCAUGUUUGACUGCGAUGAUCGACCGGUCAUCAGAUCGGACGGCUACAGAGGAGCGAGAACGAAUCGGACGGUGGAGGAUGGACCUCCGGCUUUGUUCAGAUACUGCGGUGACAGAUGGACGGUGGAUAUUGUGUUUCCGGACUGGUCUUUCUGGGGAUGGGCAGAGAUAAACAUAAGGCCGUGGGAAAUGGUGUUGAGAGAAAUGGAAGAAGGGAAGAAGAAGAAGAAAUGGGGGGAGAGAGAACCUUACGCAUAUUGGAAAGGCAACCCUUUUGUUUCUUCCCCAACGAGACAAGAUCUUCUCACUUGCAAUCUCACUCUUCUACAUGACUGGAACGCAAGAUUGUUCAUCCAGGAUUGGAUACUAGAAGGCCAACGAGGAUUCGAGAAUUCAAAUGUUGCAAAGCAGUGCACCUACAGAUACAAGAUAUACGUAGAAGGGUACGCGUGGUCGGUGAGCGAGAAGUACAUACUGGCAUGCGACUCGGUGACACUGAUGGUGAAGCCUUAUUUCUACGACUUCUUCACGAGAAGCCUGCAGCCUCUCCAACACUAUUGGCCUAUCAAUGAUAACCACAAAUGCAGUUCCAUCAAAUUUGCCGUUGAUUGGCUCAACAACAACUCACAUAAGGCAGAGGAAAUAGGAAGAGCUGCAAGUGAAUUCAUGGAGAGAGAUGUGUCAAUGGAGAAUGUGUAUGAUUACAUGUUCCAUUUACUGAAUGAAUACUCCAAACUUAUCAGAUUCAAACCACAAAUCCCAGAAAACGGAGUCGAAAUCUGCUCGGAAGGAUUCAUCUGCGCAUCGGAAGAAGAUGGAUCCAAGAAGAAAAGAUUCAUGAUGGAAUCUCUUAUCAGUGGACCCCACAACUCAGUUCCAUGCUCCUUGCCAACCCCUUUUGAUUCCAAGACCCUUGGAAGGUUCUAUAGACAGAAACUGAAUCUCAUCAGACAAGUUGAAAAAUGGGAAGAAAUUUAUUGGCGGAGAGCUAAGUAGAUACAACAUGAAUUACAUUUUUUUAAAAGCUUUUUUUUUGUGAUAAUUGAUGUUGGACAACAGAAUUAUAGUUUCAUUUUGUCGGAUCCAUA
Tarenaya hassleriana is the source of this 1787-nucleotide messenger RNA. Its product is annotated as O-glucosyltransferase rumi homolog. The record is from RefSeq and is a predicted model, not a curated record. NCBI's taxonomy places the organism in Eukaryota, Viridiplantae, Streptophyta, Magnoliopsida, Brassicales, Cleomaceae. The transcript has 6 exons. Bases 127 to 1695 code for a protein of 522 amino acids.